Molecule: messenger RNA, 179 nt
Organism: Racocetra persica
Lineage: Eukaryota; Fungi; Glomeromycota; Glomeromycetes; Diversisporales; Gigasporaceae
Source: the annotation of a GenBank genome assembly
UUUAAAUUAUAAUGUGAUGGAUGUUUGCCAUGUAGAAGUUGGAAGAAAGAAGCAUGAAGGAUUGAAACAUAAUGAUGAAGUUAUUGGAUGUGUUCCUGGUUUUGAAAUCGAUGUUGAUAGUAUUAAAGUGGUCCAAGAAUUUUAUGUUAAGCAUGAAUUAGCUUCUGAUAUUAUUCUUG